Messenger RNA from Lodderomyces beijingensis, 3057 nucleotides. NCBI's taxonomy places the organism in Eukaryota, Fungi, Ascomycota, Pichiomycetes, Serinales, Debaryomycetaceae. The record is from the annotation of a GenBank genome assembly.
AUGGACGGUACUACAGCUGCAACUGCUACAUAUAUAUGUAUAAAGCCGUUUAAUGCCAGAUUGGGUGACGAGUUGACGCUCAAGAUUGGGGACAAGAUCCAAGUUUUGGCAGACGACCGCGAAUAUAACGAUGGCUGGUACAUGGGUAAAAACUUGCUAACGGGCGACGUUGGCUUGUACCCAAAGACGUUUACACUGGUGUUGGAAAAGAGCAAUGAUCAAAAGACCUUGUUGCGCUCUAGAUCGAGACGAGUGUUGGCCCCGCCUCAGAAUAGCAACAAAAACGGCAAUGCAACCGCAACAGGUACAAACGGCACAGAUGGUACCAUUAAUACCAGCGCCGUCUCCGUCGCAAAUGGCCUCAACAAUGACACAGCAAACAAGCCGAUGAAGAGCUAUAAUGGCAAUUAUGGCGCUGAGCCAGGCUUGAAAUUGAACAAAUCCCUUGAAAAACUCAACAUCAAGGAUAAUUCAACCUCCAGGCGAGGUUCACAAGACUCUCAGGGGCUUUCCACAGUCAAUAAUAACAAUAACAGCAGUAAUGGCCAAGGCAGGAAAUCUACAACAGCCUCAGCCUUUAAUUCAAACUCAAAUUCAAAUUCAAAUACAAAAGCCCACAAGAGAGAUGCUUCGACUCAGUCUUUAACCUACGACUUGAACCCUUUACAGGCCUUGAGUUGGACCCCCAAACAAGUUUCAUCUUAUUUCGCGCUAGUGUUGGGGUUCGACAAAGAAGUCGCCAGCAAAUUUGUCCAACACAAAAUCACGGGACCCAUCUUGUUUGAAUUGGAUUUGGGCCAUUUAAAAGAGUUGGAUAUCAACUCGUUUGGCACUAGAUUCGAAAUACACAAGGAAGUUGAAAAAUUGAGAGAAAUGAAUGCAAGAUCGGCCAAGCUUAAGCAGUCUCGUACAAGCUCGCAAUCGACAACCUCCUUGAAUAAAAAUGAACAAACACAAUCAACCGCCAUGUCAUCUCCCACGGAAAUCACAUCGAUUCAAGACCAAGAUCAAGAUGAUAAACUAUUCACCUCAAGCAAAGCACAAUUGAUGCCAUCAGCAGUGAUUCAAGACUCCUCGGUGUCGUCUUUUGAACACCAACGAGCAAAAUCCCAAUCGAUGGAAAAUCUAACUCAACACUAUGACUCGUCUUUUAUGUCGCCAAGAAAAGCCCCUCAACCACCACCACCAUCUUCAUCUCUUAGUCCCAUGGAUACCAAUUUCAAAUUUGGCGGAGGCGCCAUUAAUGGAGAUCAAAAUCUGCAGCAACAACUGCUGCACGGGUUAUACAUGACUAGGACAAAUGCUUCAAGCAACGCCUUAAAUUCAAGACCAGCGUCGUCAGUUUACGAUCAAGGUUCUCACAUUAGGCAACAAUCACAAACCUCCAACUACCGCCAACAGCAUCACAGAAACAAUUCCGGCCUCAACCAUAGGCGCCACUCGUCCAUGUUUUCGUUUCUUUCCAACGGCAACGAUGACUUUAACAAGAAUGGCGCAACGCCAAAGCAAGCUUCAACCAACAAACUUAAUGACCUUUCAAAAGAAAACUUUGAUGAUAAGAAAUUAAUAUCGCCUGCUCAAAUCAAGAGGGAGAUUGGCCUAGCAUCUUCUCCAAGACCCAAGUCCUUUGAGCUUCCGAAUCAUGCUCCAGCUCAUUCUGGUGCUGCUGGUGCUGCUCCUUCUUCUUCUUUGCCGGUUGACAUUGAUGACGUUAAUUUGUCGCCUAAAAAGGACACAAUCGGCGCAUUGCAGUCUAAACAGAUUGAAGCUAUCAAAGACGACAGAAGAGUGGCCAGUGACCCGCCAAUUCAUGCUCAACUCAAGGACGGCCGACCUGGUGCGUCUAGGUUCCAAAGUCUCCGCAAAACCUCUACUCAAAACUUUAAGAAUUUAACCGGAUCCAAAAAGCUGAAAACUUCAGCAUUCACCGAAGGUAUUCGUGAGAUUAGCCCCGAUGAAGCCAUCAAGACCGCCAAUUAUAGCGGCUCAAUGUCCAAACGUUCCGGCAGUGCCUUUUCAUGGAAGACCAGAUACUUUACUUUACACGGAACUCGAUUAUCAUACUUUACUUCGUUGAAAGAUAAACGCGAGAAAGGUUUGAUCGACAUCACAGCUCACAAGGUUGUGUCCAUCAAUAGUGAAGCCGACGAUUUGGACAAGGCUGACAAGUAUGCUGCAAUGUAUGCCUCGACUACUCUUGCAGGCAACUAUUGUUUCAAGUUGGUUCCGCCCGCGCCAGGCUUCAAAAAGGGGCUCACCUUCACGCAACCAAAGACGCACUAUUUUGCUGUGGAAACAGAAGAGGAGAUGAGAGGAUGGAUCAAGGCGUUGAUGACUGCUACCAUCGAUAUCGAUGACUCAGUGCCCGUUGUAAGUAGUUGCUCAACUCCAACUGUCACUUUGCUCAAGGCUCAAGAAUUAUUGGCCAAGGCUCGAGAAGAAAACAAACUCAAGGACGAGGAACUACGAGCAAAAGGGUACAUUCGAGGCGACGAAGAUUUCACGAAUGACUCGUCUUUCCAAACCUCGAUGUACGCGUCAUCAACAUUGGCUCCAGAGAGACCUUCUAAACUAUCGAUUGACACAUCAGCAGCUGCGGCAACAACAUCAAGGAGAGACACAAGUAUUCUAGCUCCACCUUUGACCCCGCUGAUGCAAUCGGGAGGCGGCCAAGGCGGGUUUGCAUCGCCAUAUUUGUUGGCGUCUGGGUACAUGUCGCCCAGAUCUGGAUCUCCAGCAGGCACCCCGGGCUCGGUAAGCACAGGUUAUUUCGCGGAUAACAACUCGCUUCAGCCCUCAUUUGGACAGACCUUGAACGCGGACAGCUUAAUGCUGAGCUCCAAGAAGAACCUCGGCGCCAUGCCCCACUCGGCCAGCUCAUCGCCCACUAUUCCCCAAUCAGAACAGAGUCCCGCAAGCAACAACUUUGAAACAAAGUCGCCUUCAAGGGCUACCCUCUCGCGAGCAAUGAGCGGAUCCAGGAAAAAGGAAAAGAUGAUGGCCUAUAGCAGUGACAGCUCGGGCAACCAUACAUUUGUCAUAAAAGCCAAGAGGUAA